AUGUCACUCUCUAAACUUGAAUCACUUCCAAACGAACUAUUGAUCGAUAUUAUUGAGAAAUACAUUAAUGGAGUGGAUCUACUAAGAGCUUUUAGCUUUCAACUUAAUCAACAUUUUGAUGCUCUCAUUACUCAAUGUCAACGACUUCGUUUUGAUUUUAUUCAAUGUAAAAAAGAUGAUUUUCGUGUUUGCAUGGGCCUUUUACCAGCUUAUAUUGACAAAAUAGAAGAACUAGCCAUAUCCGAACAAGAUACACCUGGCCAAGUUUAUGCUUUUCUUUCUUUUUUUCCAUCGUUUGGAUUAUUUAAACAACUUCGAACACUUUAUUUUCAUUUUAAUCAUGAAGAUAUCGAUUGGAAAAUGGUUGAAAGAGCUCUUUAUUCAUUAUCACAAACAACUAUUACCACUUUAUCAAUCAAAGCAAUGAAGACAGAUGACAGAUCGUUAUUGGGAAAUGUUAUUGUUGAUCUUUUUCGAUUAAAAUCUCUUAAACGAUUUUCUUUUAUGAGCAAAAUGCAUUUUAUGAACUGGAGUGAUGUGGCGACGAUCUCCUCAAAUAUUGAACAUUUGACUAUUUCUGGCUUACAUUUUCGAUUUGACGAUCUACAAUAUAUUUACAAGUGUGCUCCUCGUCUUAAAUAUCUCGAUGUAGACUUAAUUAAUAAUAUUUACCCUUAUUAUGAUGACAUAGAAAAGAAUAGUAUACCAAUGUCUACAUUACGUACACUAGUCUUAUAUUUCGAACAAAACAGUCCAAUAACGAUGGAUAUGUUAAGAAAACAUUUUAAUUGCAUGCCUGUUCUAAAACGUCUUGAAAUUAAAGCAUAUAGUGAAAUUCUUGAUGCAAACGCAUGGCAAACGUUAUUGGAAACAUCCUUACCAUUACUAACUCAUUUUACUCUUCGAACGACUACAUUUCGUGUAGAAGAAGAUGAACUUCAAAAUGUACUUGCUGCGUUUCAAAAUUCAUAUUGGUUAGCGAAAAAGAACUUCAAUAUAUUAAUAACCAAACAUGAACAUUCAGAUUUCAAUGGUUUCGGCAUAGACAAAAUGAAGCACAAUGCUCGAUAUGAAUUUGAUUGGCCCGUUGUUCAAUGUUGGAUAGCACCCAAUCGUACUAGUAAUAACGAACUUAUGAUAAUUAAUGAAAACAUAAGUGCCUUAUAG
Molecule: messenger RNA, 1167 nt
Organism: Rotaria sp. Silwood1
Lineage: Eukaryota; Metazoa; Rotifera; Eurotatoria; Philodinida; Philodinidae
Source: the annotation of a GenBank genome assembly